Molecule: messenger RNA, 3489 nt
Organism: Fusarium subglutinans
Lineage: Eukaryota; Fungi; Ascomycota; Sordariomycetes; Hypocreales; Nectriaceae
Exons: 2
Coding region: 1-3489 (1162 amino acids)
Source: RefSeq, a predicted model, not a curated record
AUGUCUGAAGGACCUCCCUUGAAGCCGCUUCAAUCUGCACGCCCUGUGUCUCAAGUACAUCUGUCACCUGGGUCUGCAGAAGAAGCUAUUGCAUCUAUCCGAGCUUUUGGUAUCAGCCUCCCACAGGCUGCUGGAACCCAAACAGCUCAGACAUCAACUACUCCCCCGCUACCUACUGUCCCCGUCACUGAACAGUCUCAACAACCUCAGACGGGUGCCACCCCUGCCAAGAAGCCCAGAAGAAGACAGCCUAAGAAGGCUCAAGCACAGGCCUCAACCUCUCAGUUGUCUAUUCCACAGGGAUCCCAACAGGUUCAGCAACCUCAAGCCGAAGCACCCCCUUCUCAGAAGGCCAAGCAGCCGAGAAAGUCUCGGAAGCGAACUAUCGACAGUGUCUCUCCCUCAGCUUCCCAGGAGGGCCCUGCUACCAAGAAGCCCGCUCUGCAAGCAUCUCAGCCUACUCAACCUGAGAUCCAAGCCCUUCCUUCUACAGUCGCUCUACAGGCAUCUCAACAGGUUCAGCAACCUCAAGCCGAAGCACCCCCUUCUCAAAAGGCCAAGCAGCCGAGAAAGUCUCGGAAGCGAACUAUCGACAGUGUCUCUCCCUCAGCUUCCCAGGAGGGCCCUGUUACCAAGAAGCCCGCUCUGCAGGUUUCUCAGCCUGCUCAACCCCAUAUCCAAGCACCCCCUUCUGCGGUUGCACAGGCAUCUCAGCCUACUCAACCUGAGAUCGAAGCAUCUCCUCCUACGGUUGCCCCACAGGCAUAUCAGCCUAGUCAGCCUGAGAUCGAAGCAUCUUCUUCUACGGUUGACCUACAGGCAUCUCAGUCUACUCAGUCUGGAACCCAAGCACCUCCAUCUACGAUCGAUCUACCGCCACAUCAGCCGGCUCAACAACUUCAGUUCCAGGCACCCCGUACUGAUCCCAUCCCUGGUGCAUGGUGGGAGAUCGAUGGUUUCUCUGAGGCGUUCAAGCAAUACCACAGAAACCAAUACGGAAAAGAAGGCACUCUUAAACCGGUUGUUGUCCAGGGAAUUAUUAACCUGGUUGUCAUCGAAUACAAUAGAAUCCAAGCUGCUCGACAAGCUGCUGAAAGCCAGGGUGCUGCCAACUCAACUGCGCCUGAACAAGAGACAGAUCCAGUAUCUGCCAGCGUUCUAGGUCUUGUGAACCUGUCCGGCGGCUCAUCUUCUGAGAUGGGCACGGAUAAUCAACAGACAGCCAUUGACCUUCCGAUUGACCCCCAGCUUCUGGCGGAGUAUGACGCUAGCUCUAUGGACCCUCGUACUCACACAAUACACAUCGGGGGUGUCAAGCUCAGCCAAGUUGGCUUGGGUCCCGAUCCAGCUCUUCCCAAGGACGAGGUUGAUGGUCGCUUUGAGAUGAUUGAAGACGAGCUCAAGAAUCAGACACAUCUUGACAACAUUCCCAUCCCCAAAGCCUCAGAGCUUGCUAAACAGCCUCCCAAGGAAUUUGUUGGUAGUACCUACUUGAUGCCGCCCGGAGUCAAAGACGCUCGUCUGCAGGAAGUCCUAAAUAAGAGGAACAAUGUUAUCCUCAACAAACAGAAGAAGGUCGAUCUUAGCCGCAACAACUUAGCUGCAAAGGGAACCCGUGAGCGACGAGAAGAGAAAGAGAAGAACUACAAGAGUAUCAUUGCCAACUUACAAACCCAAAUGAACUGGUGGCGCCUCAAGGCUAUCUCCCUUGGCGCCAACGCUGGAGAAUGGAACGCCAUCUCGGAGGAGAACAAGAACACAAUGUUGAGAGAUAUGGAGGAAAAAGUGUGCCAAGCCGAACUAGCUCAAUCGAUGCACAUUAAGAAAGACAAAGGAUUAGAACAUUCGAAUCGAAAUUCAACAAACGCACGACUGUCGAAACAGGACGCGGCGAAGAAGGAGAGAGAGGUUCAAGCAAUCAUUGCUGCCAUCGAGGCCAAAGAUCGUGAAAGACAAGAAGCACAGUCUGAGGGUCAAAAACUCCCUGAGAUGGAUCUCAAGGAGUUCAUUGACAUGAUCUUUCCUGACGAUGUAAUCCAUGUCGAUACCACUACCGCUGCCGGUGUGACGACUGGUGACACGGCCGAAGCCCCUACUUCGAUCAACUACAACCAAAACGACAGUAUCCAAGCCAACACAAGUGGCCCCAUCAACAUCAAUGGUGUUCCAGUUGAGCCUACAGCCAAUAUCGGUGAAAGUGCCGAUGCUGGAGGCACAAUCGAACAUGUCAACACUACUGAUGUCAACAAUACUAUGGAUGUUGGCACUCCUAUCAACAACAACAACAGUUCUAUGGAUCUUAACGAUACUAUGGAUGGAAACGCUCUGAAAAUGGAUGAAGGCGCUCUGAACACUGACAACAUGGUUAGUGGACACGCCAUAAACAACAGUUCACUUCCUCCAAACAACUGGGCCUAUCAGGCAUACGCUCAGACCGACAACGCCCCUAAUAUGUCUAUUGACUUUCAAGGGGCUCCUCUCAACAACUAUGGCAUGCAGGAAAACAACAUGCUGAGCAACGGCAUGCUCAACAACGGCAUGCAGAACUGGGUUCCUGGCGGGACUGUGAUGGGUGACGAAUUCCAGGGCGAUGCCUUGAGCAACUUUGACCCUCAAAGCAAUGACUUCCUCAGCUUGGAGCCUCAGGAUAAUGGGUUUAUUCAGAGCAAUCCCCAGGACAUUCUCUUUGAUACCGAUGAUAUGCAGGGCAUUAACAUCAACGCCAAUGGUUUUCAAAGAAUCACCGCUCUCGACGACUGCACUCAGGGCAGUACCUCUCUCGACUAUCCCAUGAUUGACAACACCCCUCUUGACACCAGCCUUUACGGCAAUGCCUCUCUCGGCAACAGUACUCAGUGCAGUACCUCCCUCGACUACAGUGUUCAGGGUGAUGUCAAUUUUGACACCAGCUUUUUGAGCAAUGCCUCUAUCGACAGCGGUAGUCAGAACAAUGCUUCUUUUGACAUCAACUUUCAAGACAAUGCCCCUGUCAACUACGGACCCCAGGGCAGUCUCCCUACUAACAACGGUAUUUACGAUGCCGCCCCCUACAACAAUUUGAUCCAGGACAAUGCCUCCAGCAGCACUAAUCCUCAGGGCAAUGACAACGCCACGAUCAGACAGAAGCCCAAUAGAGUCACCAAGGCCACUAAGCCUAGCCGGGCCAGCAAGAGCAAUGGCCGUAACGUCAAGAAGCCCGAGACCGUUAGACGUGAGUUCACCGCAGCCGAUCUCCCUAGAGUUGCAAACCCAACCCCACACAACGCCUUCAACCCAGCCGUGCUUGCACGCGCUAGACUUGACCACAUCGAUCACGCAGACCCUUACGCCUUUGGCGGACGGCCUCCUAGUGCCAGCCAACAGAUCAUCACUCCUCGGGCUCGCGACUUCGUAAACGACAAAUACCUGACCUUCGAGAACUCUUUCACAGCCGAGGGCAACCAGAGUCUCUUCACCGCACAUUAUGAGGAUCUCCCUUCCGAUGAUUAA